Messenger RNA from Plectropomus leopardus (leopard coralgrouper), 2356 nucleotides. It is a transcript of the gene klhl18, whose product is annotated as kelch-like family member 18. Gene Ontology annotation, molecular function: protein binding. The record is from RefSeq and is a predicted model, not a curated record. NCBI's taxonomy places the organism in Eukaryota, Metazoa, Chordata, Actinopteri, Perciformes, Serranidae.
CUCGUGCCGUUCCGCCGUUCGUGCCGACGAUGGGAGACGUCCUGUGCGAAGAGCUCGAGGAUUUAGUUCACUUCUCGGUGCACGACCUGCCGGCACGAGGCUAUGUCGUCAUGGAGGAGAUCCGUCGUCAGGGGAAACUCUGUGAUGUCACGCUCAAGGUAGGGGAUCACAAGUUCAGCGCUCACCGGAUCGUUCUGGCCGCCUCCAUCCCGUACUUCCACGCCAUGUUCACUAACGACAUGGUGGAGUGCAAACAGGACGAGAUCCUGAUGCAGGGCAUGGACCCUAGUGCUCUGGAGGCUCUGAUAAACUUUGCGUACAGCGGCCACGUGGCCAUCGACCAGCAGAACGUUCAGGCCCUCCUGAUUGGCUCGAGCUUCCUGCAGCUGCAGAAUGUUAAAGACGCCUGCUGCUCCUUCCUGCAGGAGAGGUUACACCCUAAGAAUUGUCUGGGAGUGCGUCAGUUUGCAGAGACCAUGAUGUGUACGACUCUGUACGACUCGGCCAACAGUUUCCUCCAUCAGCACUUUGUGGAGGUUUCUGUGUCUGACGAGUUUCUGGGUCUGAGGACGGAGGAGGUCCUGGAGCUGGUGGGCUGUGACGAGCUCAACAUCCAGGCUGAGGAACAGGUGUUUGAGGCGGUGCUGACCUGGGUUCAUCAUGACCGGGACCUGAGGGAGUCUCUGCUGCCGGACCUGCUGGCAAAGAUCCGCCUCCCUCUGUGUCGCCCUCAGUUCCUGUCAGACCGAGUCCAGCAGGACGAGCUUGUACGCUGCUGCCAUAAAUGCAGAGAUCUGGUGGAUGAAGCCAAAGAUUUCCACCUGAUGCCGGAGCGCCGUCCUCACCUGCCCGCCUUCAAGACCAGACAAAGGUGCUGCACGUCCAUCACAGGGCUCAUCUACGCCGUGGGCGGACUCAACAGCUCAGGCGACUCCUUAAACGUGGUUGAAGUGUUUGAUCCAAUCGGGAAUUUCUGGGAGCGAUGUCAACCAAUGAGGACAGCUCGCAGCAGGGUGGGCGUGGCCGUGGUUAACGGGCUGCUGUACGCCAUUGGCGGUUAUGACGGCCAAUCACGGCUCAGCACGGUGGAGGUUUACAACCCGGAGACGGACAGCUGGACACGCGUGUCAAGCAUGAACAGCCAGCGCAGCGCCAUGGGAACGGUGGUGAUCGACGGACACAUCUACGUCUGCGGCGGCUACGACGGAAAAUCCUCGCUCAACUCUGUGGAGUGCUACUCUCCAGAGACCGACAGGUGGACGGUGGUGACGGAGAUGAGUGCGAGUCGCAGCGCUGCAGGUGUGACGGUGUUUGACGGACGCAUCUUUGUCUCUGGCGGCCAUGACGGUUUACAGAUCUUCAACACGGUGGAGUACUACAACCACCACACUAACCGCUGGCACCAGGCUCAGCCUAUGAUGAACAAGCGGUGCCGGCACGGCGCCGCGGUGCUGGGCAGCCACAUGUACGUAGCGGGGGGGUACGACGGCUCGGGCUUCCUGAGCGGGGCGGAGGUAUUCAGCGCCGCGACGGGGCAGUGGAGCCUCCUAGUGGCCAUGAAUACGCGGCGCAGCAGAGUGUCGCUGGUGUCGACGUCGGGACGCCUGUACGCUGUGGGCGGAUAUGACGGACAGUCCAACCUCAGCUCCGUGGAGAUGUACAACCCCGACACCAACCGCUGGACCUUCAUGGCGCCCAUGGCGUGCCAUGAGGGGGGGGUGGGCGUUGGCUGCAUCCCCCUGCAGCCUGCCUAACCCUCCAAUCAGAGGCCGAGGAGCGACGCGUUACUGACGGCUGCAGGCGGGGAGGCGGCGCCCUCCGCCGGCGCUCACUGAGCUUUAUCGGUACGACGGCUGGGCUCAGACCUGCACACUGACGCCGGCCACUGGGAUUAUGGGUAAAACUGUAGAGCUAGCCUGCAGUCGCUAGCUGCUAGCAUCAUGCUUUUAGGGAGUGUGAGGACGGAUCGAUGGAUAAUAUCGAUUUUUGAUCAGGAAGAACCCAGCUGCUGAGCUCCGCCUCCAAAUAAUGGAUCAGCAGGAGUCAGGUGACUGACGGGCAGGAAGUGGAGCUGCAGACACAGGAAGAAGACUGAAAUAACACAUCAGCUAACUCUCCUCUUUUAUUUUGAAAGCCCUCACUGAGCGGGGGGGCAUCAGAGGGUUUCUGAUCUGUCGUUUUACUUUGAAAGCCUUCACACAGUGGGGAGGCAUGUUCCCAAGGUCAUGGAAAACCUGGAAAAGUCAUAACAUUUCACAAUUACAUUUUCCAGGCCCAAAGAAGACAUGGAAAUAUUAAGUCAUUGAAAGGUUUGGAAAAAUCCUGGAAAUGUGUGUAAUAAAUUGAAUGACAUCAA